Molecule: messenger RNA, 1839 nt
Organism: Argiope bruennichi
Lineage: Eukaryota; Metazoa; Arthropoda; Arachnida; Araneae; Araneidae
Exons: 8
Coding region: 157-1713 (518 amino acids)
Biological process (GO): recombinational repair
Source: RefSeq, a predicted model, not a curated record
ACAUGAGCGGUAAUAUCAACAAUUUUGAAAGCUUCGGAAAUGCAAAUAAAAGGAUAAAAUUAAAUUAUCCAAUUUAAGAAAUUGAAUUCGCUAAAAAUAAUUUUUUGAACAUCCAGCUACAUUAUAUUAAAUCGGUACUUUUCAUAUAGAAAAAAAAUGACAGUUAAUUGCUCUUUUGAUCUGGAAGAUGACGAUUUCUUAGAUGACACUUUUCGGAGCAUACCUGAAAAUGAUUUAUUAAGUUACAGUAUUUCCAACUCUGCAUCUGAAAACCGAUUGAAUAAUAAUGAAUUAAGGGAUUUUCAAGUACCUGGCACUUCUGAUGGAUCUAAAUACACUAAUAUUAAUCCAAUAAAUACAGAUUGCAAUACAAUGAAGUCUUUAUCAAGCUUAAUCAAAAACAGAGAAACUGUUCCUUCAAAAGAAAAAGAUGUUAAUUUUUCUGAAAUGUAUAGUCCAAAUAGAUCUGUAAAUAUUGAUGAAAAUGCAAAAAUUAAUUCCAGAUUUGUACCAGGUUUUACUCCAAAAGCAAAAAAGAGGAAAUUACCGGGACCUGCUGGUUUCUUUUCUGAAAAUGAUGAUCAACAUUUUCAGCCUGUUGAUUCAGAACAUUUUGUUACCAAAUGCACAACUGCUGAUAUAGAUGUACAGAAUAUUACAAAUUCUCAGUUUUCUUCUGAAGAUCUGCUUUUACCAUCAUGGCAAAAUCUCCAAGCAGAGGUUUCUUCUUGUCAUAAUUUGUUAUCAACUGCAAAAUAUUACAGCAUUCGUAGAGUUCUUCAUGAAACUUCAAAGAAAAGGUUACCAAAGCAUCUUGUUGUUCCUGUUCUUUGUGUUUUAAUCAAGAAAUUCAAUGCUGAAGAAUCAUCUCUUGUGCUCAUGGAUGAUACAGGUGAAAUGUCUGGAAAAAUUGAUAAAGAAGUACUAGAUAUGUAUAAAGAUGCCAUACAUGAAAGAACUGCUUUAAUAUUGAAAAAGGUUACAUGCAUCUGCAAUAUUUUGAUUUUAAAAAAGCAGAAUGUGGUUUCAGUAUAUCUUGAUGAUGGAUCUGUUAAACAUGUUCAAGAUUUAAAUUCCAUAUUGGAUAAAGAAGAACCAUUGAAGCCAAUGAAUUGUCACUGUCCUGGAACACCUAAUGAAAAAACAAUUAAAAAACAGUUGUUUUCCCAAAGCUGCAAUUCUGCAUCCAUUUCUCUGAAGAAAGCUUUAAAUGACAAUCAUAAAAUGAGCAAGAAAGUAGCGCCGACUUCAUGCACUAUUGCAAAAAGUUUAAAAGAAAACAAUUGUAAUAUAAAAAAUACCAAAACUUCACUUAGCACACAAAUGCCAAUAGGAAAAGAAAAAGUUUUAAACAUUCUUGAAGCCAUGCUAGAUGUUGCAAAAAGUGAUAACAGUUCUGGAAAUAUUACAUCAACAAGUUCUUCAAAUCAACAUACUGGAAAAUUUUCAAUUUCAAAAUCUAUAUCAAAUGUUGCUUGUAACUUUUCAAAUUCAAAUUCCACUGAAAUUAUGAAACAUAAUUUAACAUCUAAAACUUUAAGUAAUAAGAAAGAUUUUUGUAAUAAUUCAGAGCCUAAGCAAACAUUUAAUACUAUUAACAAUCCAUCAGUUGCUGAGUCUUAUUUAGAAGAAGAGUUAUUUUGUGAAGAUACAGAUGAUUUUGAUGACAUCCUGUGCAGUUUGGAUGAAAAAUCUUUCAUACAAGAAAUAUGAGCAACUCGUGUAUUUCAUUUUAUAUUUUGAAUUGUAAAACUGCUUUUUGAAAUCUGUAUAAAGUCUGUAAAUUUUUUUUAUUUUCUUCACUUUUCUAGUUAUGUAAUUUUUAGAAAGAAAAAGAAU